Molecule: messenger RNA, 6051 nt
Organism: Oryzias melastigma (Indian medaka)
Lineage: Eukaryota; Metazoa; Chordata; Actinopteri; Beloniformes; Adrianichthyidae
Gene: ago3a
Product: protein argonaute-3
Exons: 19
Coding region: 716-3319 (867 amino acids)
Biological process (GO): regulation of stem cell proliferation; regulatory ncRNA-mediated gene silencing
Molecular function (GO): RNA binding; protein binding
Source: RefSeq, a predicted model, not a curated record
GGUGACACAGAGCCCACCUCUUCCUGUCGGUGUCAGUAAAGCAACUUCACCAUAUUUAGCUGGCUUGACGAAGCCUUGUAGUUAAUCUGACAACCAACCUGGAAACCUUGACACUUCACAGCGGAUACGGCGUCGUGUGGACAGCUCGGUGUUGGUACCAGGACACAAAAAAACCCAAGACGACGGUGUUGGAAUACCGAGCUUUCGAAGCGGAGACCGAGCUAACAGCUGCUUUUAUUCCCCAUAAAAGUCGCCGUCGUCUGUCAAAUAUCAGCAGAGCUAGCCAGUUAGCCGAGUACUUGGUGUCCUGACGCUUGUUGUUCUGUAAAUUCGAAUUUAUGUCAUGUCUUUUAGGGUUUAGAUAUAUUUAGAGACUCGUUUGAACUCGAUAACCCCGCUGUGAUGAUAUCCUGACAGCUCCUCUCGGCUGUUCCAACCCCUUUUUCUACUCCUCGCUAGCUAGCUAACUCUGCUAACUAGCAGCUUUUCCAUGUCAGCGUCGCGUCGAGCAGGCAAGUGAAUUCCGAUUUCAUACAUUGCCCGUGUGCAAACGGGGGCCUUGCAGGGGCUCUUAGGACCCUCGGUUCGUACUGUCAAUAAGGACAGGCGCCUUAGUGCUGCAGAGGCGCUGUUGUCGCGAAGGAGGCACCGGAGUUAACGGAGGACUUCUUUGACAUCUGUGAUCCGGGAAGUGAACCGGGCAGGGACCCCAUGAAUGGAAAUCGGAACUUCAGGAGCCGUUGGGCCCCAGGCCCUGUUCUCCAUGCCGCAGCGGCCUGGCUAUGGCACCAUGGGGAAGCCAAUCAAGCUGCUGGCCAACUGCUUCCAGGUGGAGAUCCCAAAGAUGGAUGUCUACCUCUACGAGGUAGACAUCAAGCCUGACAAGUGCCCACGACGAGUCAACAGGGAGGUGGUUGAUUCCAUGGUGCAGCACUUCAAGGUGACAAUCUUUGGAGAUCGGAGGCCAGUCUACGAUGGAAAGAAGAGUCUGUACACAGCCAACCCACUGCCUGUGGCACCCACGGGGGUGGACCUUGAUGUCACUCUUCCAGGUGAAGGAGGGAAAGAUCGGCCCUUCAAAGUUUCCAUCAAGUUUGUGUCUCUGGUCAGUUGGCACAUGCUUCACGAGGUGCUGACCGGACGGAGCAUGCCUGAGCCGCUUGAGCUGGACAAACCCAUCAGCACCAACCCCGUUCACGCUGUGGAUGUGGUCCUGCGACACCUGCCAUCCAUGAAAUACACUCCAGUGGGUCGCUCCUUCUUCUCAGCUCCAGAGGGCUAUGACCAUCCCCUGGGAGGUGGGAGGGAGGUGUGGUUCGGUUUCCAUCAGUCUGUGCGUCCUGCUAUGUGGAAGAUGAUGCUGAACAUUGAUGUAUCUGCCACCGCCUUUUACAAAGCCCAGCCAGUGAUCCAGUUCAUGUGUGAAGUGCUGGAUAUCCACAACAUAGACGAGCAGCCUCGGCCUCUCACGGACUCUCACCGGGUCAAAUUCACCAAAGAAAUCAAAGGUUUAAAGGUGGAAGUGACACACUGUGGAACCAUGCGGAGAAAGUACCGUGUUUGCAACGUGACCCGGCGCCCUGCUAGCCAUCAAACGUUCCCUCUACAGUUGGAGAACGGUCAGACUGUAGAACGUACUGUUGCUCAGUACUUCAGGGAAAAGUACAACCUACAACUCAAGUAUCCACACCUGCCCUGUCUACAAGUGGGCCAGGAGCAAAAGCACACCUACCUGCCUCUAGAGGUGUGCAACAUUGUAGCCGGUCAACGGUGCAUUAAGAAGCUGACAGAUAAUCAGACGUCCACUAUGAUUAAAGCCACAGCUCGCUCUGCACCCGACAGACAAGAGGAAAUCAGCCGGCUGGUGCGCAGUGCCAACUACGAGGCAGACCCCUUUGUGCAGGAAUUUCAGUUCCGAGUGCGCGACGAGAUGGCCCACGUGACGGGGCGAGUGCUACCCGCCCCCAUGCUGCAGUACGGCGGCAGGGUGAGCACAGAGCUCUUUAUGAACCGCACCGUAGCCACUCCCAGCCAUGGGGUGUGGGACAUGAGGGGAAAGCAGUUCCACACCGGGGUGGAGAUCAAGAUGUGGGCCAUUGCCUGCUUCGCCACACAGAGGCAGUGUCGGGAAGAAAUUCUCAAGGGUUUCACAGACCAGCUGCGUAAAAUCUCAAAGGAUGCUGGGAUGCCCAUCCAAGGCCAGCCCUGUUUCUGUAAAUACGCCCAGGGUGCAGACAGCGUGGAGCCCAUGUUCAGACAUCUGAAGAACACAUACGCUGGACUGCAGCUUAUCAUUGUCAUCUUACCUGGAAAGACUCCUGUCUACGCGGAGGUAAAGCGUGUGGGAGACACUCUUCUUGGCAUGGCCACCCAGUGCGUUCAGGUGAAGAACGUGGUGAAGACGUCCCCUCAGACCCUCUCCAACCUCUGCCUCAAGAUCAAUGUGAAGCUGGGAGGCAUAAACAACAUUCUGGUGCCUCACCAGCGACCAUCAGUGUUUCAGCAGCCAGUGAUCUUUCUGGGGGCAGAUGUCACACAUCCACCAGCUGGGGAUGGAAAAAAGCCUUCCAUUGCAGCGGUGGUUGGCAGCAUGGACGCUCAUCCCAGCAGAUACUGUGCUACUGUGCGUGUCCAGAGACCCAGGCAGGAGGUCAUCCAGGAUCUGGCCUCUAUGGUGCGCGAGCUGCUCAUCCAGUUCUACAAGUCGACCCGCUACAAGCCGACCAGGAUCAUUUUCUACAGGGAUGGAGUUUCAGAAGGCCAGUUCAGACAGGUGCUGUAUUAUGAGCUGCUGGCCAUCCGUGAGGCCUGUAUCAGUCUGGAGAAGGAGUACCAGCCAGGCAUCACGUACAUUGUUGUGCAAAAACGCCACCACACGCGCCUCUUCUGUGCCGAUCGCAAUGAGAGAGUUGGGCGCAGUGGAAACAUUCCUGCUGGUACCACUGUGGAUACGGACAUUACGCAUCCUUAUGAGUUUGACUUUUACCUCUGCAGCCACGCUGGAAUACAGGGCACCAGUCGGCCCUCCCACUACCAUGUACUGUGGGACGACAAUUGUUUUACCGCUGAUGAGUUCCAGCUGCUAACCUAUCAGUUGUGCCACACCUAUGUGCGCUGCACCCGCUCAGUCUCCAUCCCCGCGCCCGCCUACUACGCUCACCUGGUGGCUUUCCGGGCCCGUUACCACCUGGUGGACAAAGAACAUGACAGCGCUGAAGGCAGCCACGUGUCAGGUCAGAGUAACGGCCGGGACCCGCAGGCGCUGGCCAAAGCUGUUCAGAUUCACCACGACACCCUGAGGACCAUGUACUUCGCCUGAACCAACAGCUCUCUGCAGCCAUUGCCCCCGCCGUGUGACACACAAACACACACUUUCAGACAAACACAACGCCUGGUUUGCCAGUCAAGGAGUCCUCGCAGGUGCAUGUCCCACCCCCCCCACAUGCCUAGUCAAUCCGGACCUGACACUGUGCAGAAGAAAACAGGGAGGAGGGAGGGGAGGAGGCACCCCCACACUGGACUGAGGACCCAAACGCUGCUUUAAAAACAAACAAGACAAAAACUCAGCACUAUUAUGCAAUAUUAAACCAGCCAACUAUUUUAUUUCCACCCUUUUGAGGCCCCUUUAACGCCCCUCAGAUCUGUUUCCUUUACUUGUGACCCAGUGGGUGUUUUUAUUUUUAUUUUUUUAUUGUUUCUUCUUGUUACUUUUCCCCUCAUUUGACAGUCUGUCCCAGCAGUUUGUUUUAUUUUUCUUUUUAUUUCCUUUUACUGCAUCUGGUACCUCAUGUCUGUUGGAGCAGCAGCACUUUUAUAUUCUGUCAGAUAUACUGUUUGAUUUUAUUUUUUAAUUAUUUUCCUCCCGGGGUCUGAUAAGAGUUGUUAAGGCAUUUGGAGUGUAGUUUCACAGACUGUAGGUCCUCCAACUUGCUAUUUUUUUGGUCACUUUUCAUGAAUUGAAUGUCUGAAGCCACGUGUUCUUUUGAACACACUGCCACCUGCUGGCUCAGACUUGUAAAUGCUCCUUCAGUUUUAAAACGCAUCCCAUUUUUUUAGAGGGGUGCAGGUCAGUCACUCCUCACGUUUAAACAGUUCCUAUUGGCUGAUAAAUCACUUGUAGCCACGUUUUAAUUUUAAAUAGAAUUUGGAUGUCUCUUCUUUAUCAGGUCGGCCAUUUUUACCUUUUUUUUGGCUAUCAAUUUUAUUACUCAAUCAUGUGAGUCGAUUUUAACAUUGGCUGACGACACGCAUUAAUCCGACUAUAUGCUUUUCCCUUUUUCGUUUGAGAUGAUGAGUUAGGAGAGUCGGUGCCGAGGGUUUCCUUUAGUGCAAUAAGUAGAAUGAAGGGAAGAAGAUUUUAUGGGGUUUUUAUGACUCUGAGAGUUACACAUUUAAUCUGGAAAUGGGUGUAUUGAAAAAGAGACACAAAAACCUCGUUUUCUGAGUUUACCAUGGCUGUUAGGUUAGGCCAAAACGGUGCAACUUCAAUUUAGAUUUUAUUUUAAUUUAAAUUCAAAAAGACGAUGUUUAGUGGCCCCUUACUUUCAAAUGUUGAUCAUCAGUUUACCAGUUUGGUAACUUUUCCUUCUAACAGUGGCAAAGUGGGGGACAAAGGCCAUAAAGAGGUAGUAUUCAAGUGCCUGGAAGAAAAGUUUUGCUGUCAAAAUUGGUUCAACUUGUAAGAGAUUUCAUUUCAGUUGGUGAUCUAAACGCAUAUUUCAGCUAAUGCACUGCAAACGAGAAAGUUUCACCUGAUGCCUCUUCUUCUUAACGAUGGCCUGACCCUUUUUCAGCGCGUCUCCUUCAGAUCGGCUUCUUUCUUCACGUCUGAACAGUUGCGUUCUCUCCGCUUUACGUUCACUAGAUCUGCUGCUAAGCUACAAGGCGGGCGGGGUCCGUGGGCAUGGAGCGUCUUUUUUUUUUUUUUUUUUUUGAAGCGAGUAUCUCCUGCCCGUGUGACCAUCUGCAAAAAUCCCAGCUGAGGGAACCAAUAUUUUGCCGGCUGUUGGCGUAAAGUGUUUACGUGGAUUGCGGUCACCACAAAGCCCUUUAGGCGUCGACCUGAAACUUGUUGAGUGUUUUUUUUCUUGUUUUUAAGGAUAUCUGCACUAAAAGAAGCAUGUGUUUCCAGGCUGAACACAGGCAUGGUGCUACUUUGAGUAAGAACUUGAGCCUCUACGUUUGAGACUCUGAGCAUGGAGUUUAGUCAAAGGAGAAAAUAAACAGUAAACCUCACUAACUGAAGGACAGGAGAAAGUAAUUCUGCUAAGGUUCGUUCGUGCAAAGAUUUCUGCUUUUGUUUUCGGUUAGAUCGGCGUUUAGAGCUCGUGAAUGGUACAUUGGCAGACGAUCCCUUGAGCAGUGAGGUGUAACAUGAGCUUCUGCCUCUUGUACUGACAGCCUUCUGGUGUGGAGGCCAAGUGGAUUUGAGCCUUUAUUAUGUCACUAGUAUCUAAAAAGCCUUUUUAAAAAAAAAAGCCAGAUUGAAAGUAUAUUUGUACAUUUUAAAUUAUGUAAUGCACACCACUUAUUUUUGCUAACAAAAAAAAGUAGUCUAAUUAUUAAUCUUAGUAAUAAAUGUAUCGAGAUAAGUAAUGGUUUAAAAAAAAUAACGAAGUUUUAUUAUUACAAUGGACUGACUUGUUUCUGUGUCGCUGUAAAAUGUGUAGUUUCUGUGUGAACAGUGGUGCAGUCGUCGAAACUAGUGACGUGUGUUUGGACUGUUAUACUGUUAUCGAUGGGGAUUUCAACCUUUGAUGUACGGGAAAAAACUCUCAAGAUGCUGAACGCUUCUUUCUCUUCUCUUUCGUAAGAAGAUGGCGUUGCUAUGAAAACCUUUUGAAUUAAGUCUUCAUUAUUUUGUUUGACGUCACAACAGGAGACCAGGAGCAGAGCCGGUUGUUAUGCCGACCUAAGACUCUUGAAUGUUCUCGGUUUUCCUUCAAUUGGUGCUGAGGCCUGCUCCUUUUUUCUUUUUUUUUUUCAAAGAUGAGGUAGAGCGGAAACGACAAGUAGUUUUUGAAAGCUUCUGAGAUCCAUUUCAAAGGUUAA